AUGGUCUGUGUGCUGCAGUUCCUCUCCUCACCAGCAGAGGGCACUAACCCUGUGUGUCUGCAGUUCCUCUCCUCACCAGCAGAGGACACUAACCCUCAGAGGGCACUAACCCUGUCUCUGCAGUUCCUCUCCUCACCAGCAGAGGGCACUAACCCUGUGUGUCUGCAGUUCCUCUCCUCACCAGCAGAGGACACUAACCCUGUGUGUCUGCAGUUCCUCUCCUCACCAGCAGAGGGCACUAACCCUGUGUGUCUGCAGUUCCUCUCCUCACCAGCAGAGGGCACUAACCCUGUGUCUCUGCAGUUCCCCUCCUCACCAGCAGAGGGCACUAACCCUGUGUGUCUGCAGUUCCUCUCCUCACCAGCAGAGGGCACUAACCCUGUGUGUCUGCAGUUCCUCUCCUCACCAGCAGAGGACACUAACCCUGUGUGUCUGCAGUUCCUCUCCUCACCAGCAGAGGGCACUAACCCUCAGAGGGCACUAACCCUGUGUGUCUGCAGUUCCUCUCCUCACCAGCAGAGGGCACUAACCCUGUCUCUGCAGUUCCUCUCCUCACCAGCAGAGGACACUAACCCUGUGUGUCUGCAGUUCCUCUCCUCACCAGCAGAGGACACUAACCCUGUGUGUCUGCAGUUCCUCUCCUCACCAGCAGAGGGCACUAACCCUCAGAGGGCACUAACCCUGUGUGUCUGCAGUUCCUCUCCUCACCAGCAGAGGGCACUAACCCUGUGUGUCUGCAGUUCCUCUCCUCACCAGCAGAGGGCACUAACCCUGUCUCUGCAGUUCCCCUCCUCACCAGCAGAGGGCACUAACCCUGUGUGUCUGCAGUUCCUCUCCUCACCAGCAGAGGGCACUAACCCUGUGUGUCUGCAGUUCCUCUCCUCACCAGCAGAGGGCACUAACCCUGUGUGUCUGCAGUUCCUCUCCUCACCAGCAGAGGGCACUAACCCUGUGUGUCUGCAGUUCCUCUCCUCACCAGCAGAGGGCACUAACCCUGUGUGUCUGCAGUUCCUCUCCUCACCAGCAGAGGGCACUAACCCUGUGUGUCUGCAGUUCCUCUCCUCACCAGCAGAGGGCACUAACCCUGUGUGUCUGCAGUUCCUCUCCUCACCAGCAGAGGGCACUAACCCUGUGUGUCUGCAGUUCCUCUCCUCACCAGCAGAGGGCACUAACCCUGUGUGUCUGCAGUUCCUCUCCUCACCAGCAGAGGGCACUAACCCUGUGUGUCUGCAGUUCCUCUCCUCACCAGCAGAGGGCACUAACCCUGUGUGUCUGCAGUUCCUCUCCUCACCAGCAGAGGGCACUAACCCUGUGUGUCUGCAGUUCCUCUCCUCACCAGCAGAGGGCACUAACCCUUUCCUCUCCUCACCAGCAGAGGACACUAACCCUGUGUGUCUGCAGUUCCUCUCCUCACCAGCAGAGGGCACUAACCCUGUGUGUCUGCAGUUCCUCUCCUCACCAGCAGAGGACACUAACCCUGUGUGUCUGCAGUUCCUCUCCUCACCAGCAGAGGACACUAACCCUGUGUGUCUGCAGUUCCUCUCCUCACCAGCAGAGGACACUAACCCUGUGUGUCUGCAGUUCCUCUCCUCACCAGCAGAGGGCACUAACCCUCAGAGGGCACUAACCCUGUCUCUGCAGUUCCUCUCCUCACCAGCAGAGGGCACUAACCCUGUGUGUCUGCAGUUCCUCUCCUCACCAGCAGAGGGCACUAACCCUGUGUGUCUGCAGUUCCUCUCCUCACCAGCAGAGGGCACUAACCCUGUGUGUCUGCAGUUCCUCUCCUCACCAGCAGAGGGCACUAACCCUGUGUGUCUGCAGUUCCCCUCCUCACCAGCAGAGGGCACUAACCCUGUGUGUCUGCAGUUCCUCUCCUCACCAGCAGAGGGCACUAACCCUGUGUGUCUGCAGUUCCUCUCCUCACCAGCAGAGGGCACUAACCCUGUGUGUCUGCAGUUCCUCUCCUCACCAGCAGAGGGCACUAACCCUCAGAGGACACUAACCCUGUGUGUCUGCAGUUCCUCUCCUCACCAGCAGAGGGCACUAACCCUGUCUCUGCAGUUCCCCUCCUCACCAGCAGAGGGCACUAACCCUGUGUGUCUGCAGUUCCUCUCCUCACCAGCAGAGGGCACUAACCCUGUGUGUCUGCAGUUCCUCUCCUCACCAGCAGAGGGCACUAACCUUGUGUGUCUGCAGUUCCUCUCCUCACCAGCAGAGGACACUAACCCUGUGUGUCUGCAGUUCCUCUCCUCACCAGCAGAGGGCACUAACCCUGUGUGUCUGCAGUUCCUCUCCUCACCAGCAGAGGACACUAACCCUGCGUGUCUGCAGUUCCUCUCCUCACCAGCAGAGGACACUAACCCUGCGUGUCUGCAGUUCCUCUCCUCACCAGCAGAGGGCACUAACCCUGUGUGUCUGCAGUUCCUCUCCUCACCAGCAGAGGGCACUAACCCUGUGUUUCCGCAGGUGCUGUCUCCGGGGUCCAUCCUGGCCACGCAGGGGGCGGGGGGGCAGCAGAUCCUCCAUGUGAUCCACACCAUCCCCUCUGUGAGCAUGCCCAGUAAGGUGGGCCAGCUGCAGACCAUCCCUGUGGUGGUCCAGUCUCUGCCCGUGGUCUACACCGCCGUGCCCUCGGACGGAGUGGCCGCCGCCGCCAUCACCGUGCCACUGAUCGGGAGCGACGGCCGAGCAGAGGGAUCAGUGAGAAUCAAACCUGGAUCAACGUCUCCAGAGAUUCACAGCGACAGCGACGCAGAGAGCGAAUCCUGCGCCAUCAUCAGCCAGAGCCCAAGUUUUGGGAAGCAGCUCGGAGGCAGACGCGGCUGUGAAUGCAUCACUUUGGAACCUUCAGAAAUGAUUGUGGAACCGUCUGAGGAACGUUUUUCUCGCUCUGAUCUGGGAUUGGGAACGUUGCAAGACUGCGGCUCCGAUGUGGACCAGGACCAGCACCAGGACCAGGGUCUGAAGAGGAGCAUCUCUAAACCAGCAGAUACUUUGAAGAGGAGCGUCUCAGAACCAGCGUCACACUAUCGUAAACUGAGGCAGAGAGGAAGCUGGUGUUCUGAGGAGUUCGACUGGACACAGGUGGAGAACGGCAGCGAAGCGGAGGAGAACCUGCUCCAGAGAGAGGAGUCCCAGAGGAGGUCCAGGAGGAGGUUCAGGAGGAUCAACCCCAAAGGAGAGCGGGAACUGAUCACAGAUGGACCAGAGCCCAACUCCUACACCACGGACUAUGUCAACAAUAAGCCCCUAGUUCCACAGGUCCAAACGACACGCCUGCCUUUCCCUCUGUUGUCCGCAGUGCACACAGCUCAUGCUAACAGCUUCUUCAGUGAUCGCUCUUCUGUUCUGCCAUAUUUCUGUGUGUAUUUCUCUUCUCCCACGUUUGACUUCAUUCCCAUUGAUUUGGAAACAGCCACGACACUGUACGACCGUCCGGCUUCAGUCUUUAAAGAAACCUCCGUGAAACAGAGACACAGGCUCUUUAUGAAACUCAGUGAGACUUAUCCAGCCUUCAGACACAAGGGGUCGGAGAAGUGCUCAGAUGUGGAGCAGACUGCGUUCACAAUUAAAUAUUUAAAUAAAGAUACAGUGGAUUUGAAAGAGAAGAGACCAGCUCUGCUCAUCAGCAGCACCAGCUGGACGGAGGACGAGGACUUCUCUGUUCUGCUGAAGGCUCUGGAAGAAUAUGAAAUGAUGGUCAAAGAAGGAGCAGCUUUACCUCAACUAGUGUGUGUCAUCACAGGGAAAGGUCCUCAGAAGGAGUACUACUGUUCUGUCAUUGAGUCUCUGAGUUUGGAGCAUGUUCAGAUCUGCACUCCGUGGCUCCAGGCCGAGGACUAUCCUGUGUUACUGGGUUCCUCAGACCUGGGUGUGUGUCUCCACGUCUCGUCCUCUGGUCUGGAUUUACCCAUGAAAGUGGUCGACAUGUUCGGCUGCUGUCUGCCGGUCUGCGCCAUCCACUUCAACUGUUUGCAUGAGUUGGUGAAACACGAGGAGAACGGUCUGAUCUUCAAAGAUUCUCAUGAACUGACUCUACAGCUGCAGACUCUACUGAUGGACUUCCCGUCGGCUGCAGAGAGUGGGAGACUGGCCUCUUUCAGGAAAAGUCUCCGUCAGACCAGAGACCAGAGCUGGGACCAGAACUGGGACCAGAAUGUGCUACCACUCCUCCAACACUGA
Molecule: messenger RNA, 4182 nt
Organism: Knipowitschia caucasica
Lineage: Eukaryota; Metazoa; Chordata; Actinopteri; Gobiiformes; Gobiidae
Source: the annotation of a GenBank genome assembly